CCGGGAGAGUUUAUGCUAACGUUAACAAAAUUUUCUGAGUAUAUACCCAUCCCCAUGCCUUACAUGAAACAGUUCACGAAUGGCUACGAUGCCGGCAUCAAAACGCGUGAAACUUUCCACCACAAAAAGUGUUCAAAAAAAAACAAGUGACAAUUUACCCACACUAAAGGAUAUGCUGCAAAGCAACUUAUCCAAAACUGCAGCACAACAGGAAGACAUCAUCAAUUUGGUUACCGAAGACGAGGGUGGUCAAACUGAGAGAACUACAACUACCCAUCUACGGAACAAUAGUACAUACAGUACUCUAGAUGAGUUGCUGGACCACUUGGAUGGUAACAUCCAUCAUGUAUAUGCACCCCAAAGAGUAAUACCCACACCAAAGCUCAGUGACGCAUCGUUGGAGCACGGCCUAAAAACAAGCAGUGUCAAUAACAUGCUUCAUUAUCAACAUCAUGCAAGUGCUGCAGCAGCGCCUCCUGCUGCAAUAUUACCCUCAACAUCUACCAGUUAUCAAUUACAGUAA
Photinus pyralis (common eastern firefly) is the source of this 523-nucleotide messenger RNA. RefSeq lists its product as uncharacterized. Bases 80 to 523 code for a protein of 147 amino acids. The record is from RefSeq and is a predicted model, not a curated record. The transcript is spliced from 4 exons. Lineage: Eukaryota; Metazoa; Arthropoda; Insecta; Coleoptera; Lampyridae.